AUGAAUGCAAUCGAUGGCCCAGAGAAUACAUCAGAAGAAAAAGAACGAUCUAUAGUGGAGACGCUCUCCGACGCUCGAGACGCCCUCCGCAAAGCGCAGCGCGAAGCUGCCAAGAUUCAAGCCGAGCUCGCCACCACUGCCCUCCAGCUACAAGACGCCAACUCUAACACCACACUCAAUCUCAAAACAAUGCAAGUUCGGGUCACGGGGUUUCUUGAUAAACGAAAGGCGCAAGCAGCGAAGACAAUUGAAGCAAUUAAAUGGGGUUUUUACAAGAGAGACAUUUGCAACAAGCUAAUUACAGAUAUCGCUCUGCUCAUGAACGAUCUGGAGCGCCAAGUCACGAGCGAUACCAGGAUCUUAUACAUUGCGCAAACACAUCCUUCAAUCAUGUAUAACGCGGAACGUGAUGGCAUUUAA
Trichoderma breve is the source of this 420-nucleotide messenger RNA. RefSeq lists its product as uncharacterized. Bases 1 to 420 code for a protein of 139 amino acids. NCBI's taxonomy places the organism in Eukaryota, Fungi, Ascomycota, Sordariomycetes, Hypocreales, Hypocreaceae. The record is from RefSeq and is a predicted model, not a curated record. The transcript has a single exon.